This is a messenger RNA of Anopheles stephensi (Asian malaria mosquito), 3050 nucleotides long. Its product is annotated as annexin B9. The record is from RefSeq and is a predicted model, not a curated record. Lineage: Eukaryota; Metazoa; Arthropoda; Insecta; Diptera; Culicidae. The coding region runs from base 231 to 1205 and encodes 324 amino acids. Gene Ontology annotation, molecular function: calcium-dependent phospholipid binding; calcium ion binding. Gene Ontology annotation, cellular component: cytoplasm. The transcript is spliced from 6 exons.
CACAGUGUACACAUACAGCAAACCCACCUUUGAGUGGUGAGAAGCAUUAAAGAGGAACCGAGCCGAGCGUCCGCUUAUGUGAGACCCAUCGGUGAAACCCAAGUUCAGUUGCACUGAGUCCGUCGUUGCGUUCGCUAUCGGCUGCUACCCAUUUUUGAAAAGCCCUACCUCCGUCGAGUGUGUACAGUUGAUUCUAGGUACAAACAAACCACACCGAAACCAUCAACAAAAUGAGCUCGCAGUAUUAUCCAUUCCAAUGCACACCGACCGUCUACCCGGCCGAUCCGUUCGAUGCCAACGAAGAUGCGGCCACGCUCCGUACCGCGAUGAAGGGUUUCGGUACGGACGAGAAGGCCAUCAUCGAGGUGCUGGCACGGCGCGGUAUCGUACAGCGACUGGAGAUCGCCCAAGCGUUCAAGACCUCCUUCGGCAAGGAUCUGAUCAGCGAUCUGAAGUCGGAGCUGGGUGGCAAGUUUGAGGACGUGAUACUGGCGCUCAUGACCCCGUUGCCGCAGUUCUACGCCAAGGAGCUGCACGAUGCCAUCUCGGGCAUCGGCACGGACGAGGAGGCGAUCAUCGAGAUUCUGUGCACGCUGUCGAACUACGGCAUCCGGACGAUCGCCGAGUUCUACGAGCAGAUGUACAACGUUUCGCUCGAGUCGGACCUGAAGGGCGAUACCAGCGGAGCGUUCAAGCGGCUGUGCGUGUCGCUGGUGCAGGGUAACCGGGACGAGAACAAUGGCGUUGAUGAGGGUGCAGCUGCAGCUGACGCACAGGCACUGUUCGAGGCUGGCGAGGGCCAAUGGGGCACGGAUGAGUCCGUGUUCAACAUGAUUCUGGUGACGCGCUCGUACCAGCAGCUGCGUGCCGUGUUUGACAUCUACGAGAGUCUUGCCGGCCACACGAUCGACGAUGCGAUCAAGCGCGAGUUUAGCGGUGCUAUCGAGGAGGGCUUCAAGGCUAUCGUCCGCUGCGUCCGCUCGAAAGUUCAUUACUUUGCCAAGCGUCUGCACAACUCGAUGGCCGGUCUCGGCACGAACGAUAAGACGCUGAUCCGCAUCAUCGUAAGCCGCUCGGAGAUCGAUCUCGGCGAUAUCAAGGAAGCGUUCCAGGAGAUGUACGGCAAGUCGCUCGAGUCGUGGAUCAAGGGUGACACAUCGGGCGAUUACAAGCGCGCUCUGUUGGCUAUUUCCGGCUACCGGUGAACAUUUUGUUGCUCUCGCAAUGCUGUGUUGGAUAAGCCAACCAACACCACCCCACCACAACCUCAAAUGUUAUAGAGUUUUACACAUAUGUACGACGACGAUAGGGGGUGUUUGUUGCAUUCUAUCGCCCACAGCACACAACACAACAUCGAUUCUACCGAUGAUGAUCCUAAUUGUUAACAAAAAGAUAAGAAAACCCAACUACACACACACACACUAACAGCUCACGCAGAGCCAUAGAGAGAGGAAAAUAAGAGGUUUAAAUUUAAUUUGUACUAGUAUCACAACAAGACGACGGCGUCGCCAAACCGAAGGCGACACGCAAUCUCAUCAUAUACAAUUAACAUUAUUAUUCUAAACACUAUCUCUCUCUCUCUCUCUCUCUUUCUCUUGGGGCGUGUUAUGGAGCUUUCGUCUAAUGCGAAACUUGUAAUGCGCACGUCUCAUCCCAAAACCACCGCCAAAUCCAUUACACCAGAGCAGAUCUUUUAUCGUACUGCUACUUACUAUUUACUUGAAGCGUUUAUCGUCAGUAAACACACACACACACGCACACAUUACACACCCAUGUUGUGCCUUGACGAAAGGAAAAACCUGCCUCUGUGACUUGGAAAAGCACACUCUCUAGCCAAAAACAUUAAAGAUGGAUUAAAACCACAUUUUUUCUUCCUACCUUUGCCUUUUACAAUUAUCGUUCACUGUGUGUGUAGUCAGUAGGUGUGUGUGAGUGUUAUGCAAAAAAAUAUUAUCAUUCACUGUGUAGUAGUUUCUCUAUUGGGUUUCAAAUAAAUCUUUAAAUUAAACCGAAAUUUCAGCGUGAGAGCAAACGUCCUUCCUUUUAAUUUUUCUUUUGGCUGGUCUGGCCGCCCAUUCCAGGAGGUUGUAUGAAUCCGGGGGGUGGUCAAUCUGUGUUCUAUUAUUUCGCUUUUUUUUCUCCUCCACAUAUAUGUGUUAUUAAUCUAAAUCACCGGUCGGUUUCUAAUACUGUAGUAGCAAAGCACAGCAUGCCCAAUCAUUUAUAUUUUUUUGAAGACUAAUCUUUAAGCUUACUGCUAAAGCUUGUUUUAAUGUUACAAAAUAAUCUUCCCAUUUCGUGUACCAGCAACACGGUGUAACAUCUAUAACAAAACAACAUUUUAUUGAGUGUGUGUGUUUUUUUUUUCUUUUCUCUCUCUCUCUCCCGCAUUCCGGUUUUUUAUAUUAUAUCCCCAUUUUGUGUGUGACCGCCACCCAACACAGGAGGAUCUUGGAGGCGAUAAUGCUAAUUUGCUGUAUCACUUGGCCGCUUACUAAAACAAAACUCCCCCCCCAAACAACCCAAUUUCCCAAUUUUAUCUUGUGGCAGGGUGAUGUGUGUCCGUCUACUUAGGUAUUGUAGAUGAUCUAGACCAUCAACCACCCGCUUUAAACAUACUUAUCAGAUAAGAGCAACGCACUCGACAUUCCGUUCAAAAUUGUGUGUCUUACGGUGUUGCACGCCACCCACACGCUACAACCAUCCAUCGCAACCAUCCCUUUUUGUGUAGAUGUCCCUUAGCAAGCUAAAAAAAAAAAAAGAUUCGUCCAUCACAUUCGCUCCUGUCUCAUGUCAUACUCUUUUCGGCCGCCAAAACACUCUUUUCGCAGGAGGAUGUCGGUGGGGACCUUGGCGAUCUUCUGGCUACGUUGGCCUCGUUCUAAACGUGCAUACGGCACGCGCGCUGCACAUAAUAUAGUCAGAGCUGGCACAAAUCAGUUGCAUUUUGGUUUUAACACGAUUCUUUUUUUUUUGUUAAACUUCAUUGUGAUGUACACCUGAUGUUCACCGGUAUUGGGAUAAAUAUACUCGUUGUUGUUGUAACCAAA